AUGAAGAUAGUUCCUUCUGCGUAUUACGAAAGCUUGAAGAGGUAUUGGAGGAGAAGAAGAUACCAACGGCUAAUUAAUGGUGCAAAGAGCAAUAGAAGGAAGCUCAAGAUUGCAAGGCUUGGGGGUGGAACAAGAACAUUAACCUCGAAGGUGAUGAGGUUUAACAUUAAUACUGUUUCGCCAAUUAAGCUCUUGGCGAAGUUGCAUGAUGCCUAUAUUGACAUGAUGAUUCCGUUGGCCAGCAACGUUAAGCUUGGGUACCCAAACAACGUUGAUUUGUUUGGAGGAAAGAGGGUUCCUAAAGGCCGCCGACAGAUUUCCAUGGCUUCUUGCGGUCAGGAAGUCGACGGCAAGUUGGUUUUGGGAAUCUAUAAGAGAAUUGCGUCUUCUCGCUAA
Molecule: messenger RNA, 396 nt
Organism: Corylus avellana
Lineage: Eukaryota; Viridiplantae; Streptophyta; Magnoliopsida; Fagales; Betulaceae
Source: RefSeq, a predicted model, not a curated record